This is a messenger RNA of Mugil cephalus (flathead mullet), 2261 nucleotides long. Its product is annotated as gap junction alpha-3 protein-like. Lineage: Eukaryota; Metazoa; Chordata; Actinopteri; Mugiliformes; Mugilidae. The record is from RefSeq and is a predicted model, not a curated record. The transcript has 2 exons. Gene Ontology annotation, cellular component: connexin complex. Bases 363 to 1445 code for a protein of 360 amino acids. Gene Ontology annotation, biological process: cell communication.
AGUGUUGAGGGUGGGCAGGUCGGACGUGGCUGAGAGUGUGACCAGCGGGUUAUGUGUGUGUUGUGGUCAGCGGGAGACCCCGGGGCCUGGAUUUCGAGUGCAGCCAGAGCUGUGUUUGAAGACGGAAGACUUGAGUCAGUGGGUUUGACGGUGUGGAACUGGGUUUUGCGGCGAGCAGGAAUCCACUUUUUGUGUCCAUUCAAGGGCAUUGCCGAGGGCCCCGGGGGCCAGCGUCGCACUGAGGCCUGUCAGCGAAGCGGGGCGGCCUCAUGGAUCCUCAAAGGCGCAUAGAGCUUCACCAGGGGGGAUGUAUAGGUUGACAAGGUUCUUCAGUAAAUCCCCAGAUCUGACCUCACGCAGCCAUGGGGGACUGGAACUUGCUGGGAAAGCUCCUGGAGAAGGCCCAGGAGCACUCCACCGUGGUGGGCAAGGUGUGGCUCACCGUCCUGUUCAUCUUCCGCAUCCUGGUCCUGAGCGCGGCCACGGAGAAGGUGUGGGGCGACGAGCACUCGGGCUUCACCUGUGACACCAAGCAGCCUGGUUGCGAGAACGUGUGCUACGACAUCACCUUCCCCAUCUCCCACGUCCGCUUCUGGGUGCUGCAGAUCAUCUUCGUGUCCACGCCCACGCUCAUCUACCUGGGGCACAUUCUCCAUCUGGUGCGCAUGGAGGAAAAGCAGAGCGAAAAAGACAAAGACGGACAUCACUCAGACAAGCAGGCACUCGUUGUGGACGGCAAGCACAAGAAGGCUCCAGUCAGGGACAAGAAGGGGCAUGUGCGCCUGCAGGGGGAGCUCCUGCGCACAUAUGUCUUCAACGUCAUCUUCAAGACGCUGUUUGAGGUGGGCUUCAUCGUGGCCCAGUACCUUUUGUACGGCUUUGAGCUGAAACCAAUGUACACGUGCGACAGAAAACCCUGUCCCAAUGUGGUCAAUUGCUACAUAUCCCGGCCCACCGAGAAAACCAUCUUCAUCAUCUUCAUGCUCGGUGUGGCCUGUGUGUCUCUGUUGCUCAACCUCAUAGAGAUCUACCACCUGGGCUUCACCAAGUGUCGCCAGGGCGUGACGUUCAGGAGGAACAAGCAGUUCCCCGAGAAUAUCUCACCGGAGCCCGGCGACACCGUGGUGCCCAUGGCGCCGAGCUACGACGAAUACUUCCACAGCCACCGCCAAGUGCAGCCCGCUUACCCGCCCGUGCCCAGCUACAACCUCUCCCCUCUGCCUCCGGGCACGGACUCGUCCUACCACCCCUACCACAGCAAGGCCGCCUACAAGCAAAAUAAGGACAACUUGGCGGUGGAGCGGAGCAGCAGCAAGCCGGAGGAAUGUGACCUGAGCAGAAAGAAGGGAGGCGGAUCGGCCCCUGCGUCACCUACGCAGGCCAGGCCGGGCUACAGCGCCAAACACAGCAACAACAAGACUAGAAUAGACGAUCUGAAGAUAUGAGAAAGGUUUCCAUUUCUCCGAGGGGUCUUAAAAUUGCUGCGAGGGGGGAUCGUAUGUUGUUUGGAAGCGUUCUCGCCGAAGCGACUUCCCGCUUUAAGGAGGUUUGACUCAUUCCAGCUUGGAGGGGAGUGACAUUUACAGGGCGUACCGUAAAUGUGGAAAGACUGAUGCGGAACAACAAAAACAUCUCCGAUGAACUUUCCAACGUAUGGAAAUUGUGCUGCCCUUAAAUAAGUGCUUUUUAUUUCAAGAAACUUAGUUUUAGACCGUAGCAUCAGCUGUUUAUGUGGAUUGGUGUCGACUGAAUCGACUUGUGUGAAUCCGCUCAGUUCGAUCGCUUCGAAUCGAACGAGCUCGACAGGUCGGCUCAGGUUUAUGUUUUUCGACAAUAUGAGAAAACUCCGGGGCAGCAACCCGUUCAGCUCUGACCUGACCUCGCUGGGGGAAAUCAGAUAGGGCGAACAGUUAAAUUUAACCUCCUUUAACUGUUUUCAUGUCAUCAUCUGGCUCGCUUAGACUUGAAGCGGAGAGUUGUGCAAUAGCUGACAACAUAUUGGACACUGGAAUAGCUGUUACUAAUUCAGAGAAGAACUAGUCUCAGGAGUUCCCACAGUUGUACUGUCUUUCUCUUUCUCUCUCUCCUUUUUUUUUUCCUUUUCAUUUUUUCUUAUUGCGACAGCCAGCAAGUACAUAAUUAUAAGCACAUUGUUUUGUUUAUUCUUGUUUAUAUCUGUAUUUGUGUCGUUUGUUGUCUGUGAGGCACUUGGUGACAACCGUGUUUGUAAAACUGCUUGAAAUAAACCUGUCUUAAAUUUG